GCACCGCGGGGGACGUUGAAUCCGCAGAGAGCGCCUGGCUAAAUCCAGCAGGCAAGAUGCGCAAGUGUGGAGAAUUUGCACUGCGCAGUCCGAUCCUAUGCAUGUGCCUUCGGAAGCCAGUGUCGCCGUGGUGGCUGCAGUCCUGUAUUCACGUAACCAUGGAAGUAGGCGAGGCUUGCUUCCGAGUAGGCUUGCGCUGUAAGUUGGAAGUGUUGUUAGAAGCCCAGAAAGAGUUAGUGAAUUACAAUGGCCUUGGCAUUAGUGUUCUUGAAAUGAGCCACAGAUCGUCUGAUUUUUCAAAAAUUGUCAAAGCAGCUGAAAAGUGCUUGCGUGAACUCUUAAAAAUGCCAGAUAACUACAAAGUGAUUUUUCUCCAAGGAGGUGGAUCUGGACAAUUCAGUGGGGUCCCACUUAAUCUUAUUGGGCUGAAAGAAGCCAGGUGUGCUGAUUAUGUGGUUACAGGAGCUUGGUCAGCAAAAGCAGCCAAGGAAGCAGAGAAAUAUGCCAAAGUGAACCUUGUUCAUCCUAAACUCUCCAGUUACACAAAAAUUCCUGAUCCAAGCACUUGGAACCUUAACCCCGAUGCCUCCUAUGUCUACUAUUGUGCAAAUGAGACGGUUCAUGGUGUGGAGUUUGACUUUGUACCUGAUGUUGGAAAGGCAGUUUUAGUUUGUGAUAUGUCAUCCAAUUUCCUCUCCAGGCCGGUGGAUGUGUCUAAGUUUGGUGUAAUCUUUGCUGGUGCCCAGAAGAAUGCAGGCUGUGCUGGAGUCACGGUGGUUAUAGUACGUGAGGACUUGAUUGGCUUUGCACUCAAAGAGUGCCCGACGGUGUUGGACUACAAAGUGCAAGUGGAGAACAGCUCCCUAUACAACACUCCUCCGUGCUUCAGUAUCUAUAUCACAGGCUUGGUCCUGAAUUGGGUAAGAAGCAAUGGCGGAGCUGCAGCUAUGGAUAAGCUUAGCCAAAUGAAGUCACAAAUGAUUUAUGAUAUUAUUGACGGAUCCAGUGGAUUCUAUGUAUGUCCUGUGGAGAAGAACAGCAGGAGCAGAAUGAAUGUUCCUUUCCGGAUUGGCAGUAUUAAGGGUGAUGAGGCCCUGGAAAAGAAAUUCCUUGAUCAAGCUACAGAAAACAACAUGCUAUCCCUGAAAGGGCAUAGAUCUGUGGGAGGAAUCCGUGCUUCUUUGUAUAAUGCUGUGACAAGAGAAGACGUUCAGAAGUUAGCAGCAUUCAUGAAGAGCUUCAUGGAGAUGCAUCGGUCAUGAACUCGAAUUAAUUAGUGCUGCCCCUCUUGGAAAUAAAACUAAUGAAUUGGAAGCUGGUGGAAAUAUUUCCUAUACUAAAACUUUCAGUACCACAGUCAGAUUUUGGAAACCAAUAAAAACCCCAGUGUCCCUUAUAUCUGCCCAAUAUUCAAAGCGGUCUUGGCUGUAGAAGAUCCAGGCUUGCUUGUCCCUGCACUUUGAGAAUUGACCGCAGUGUUUUAUCACAGUCCCUAGAGGUAUGCAGUUCCAUUUGUGUUUUUUAAAGUGGGUAAGUAGGGAGAGAAUUCAGCAGCCUAAAAUAAAAUAAAAUGUACUGAGGAUAGAGGGGAAAACUUAACUAUAGAAAAUACAUUUUGGGGGGUUACAUCAGUAAUCAAAUAAUAGCUCUUAUUCUAAUUGCCCCUGCUAAAAACCUUUCAUCUUGAUCUGCUAAAAGAAGGGACACAGAAGGAAUGGUUGAGCGACCUGGCA
Molecule: messenger RNA, 1733 nt
Organism: Zootoca vivipara (common lizard)
Lineage: Eukaryota; Metazoa; Chordata; Lepidosauria; Squamata; Lacertidae
Source: RefSeq, a predicted model, not a curated record